CCCUCUAGCCUCUGUCUCUGCUGGGAUGGCGAUUAGGUGGCUGGAGGGCCAGGACUCAGUUCCCCUGCCCUAGUCCGGGGGUAGUGGGUGGAACUCCACACAGAACUGGUUUUCCACAAGCGGAUUUCGUUUAUUUUUUGCUGCACUUUCGCUAAGUUAAAGCCGAAGGAAAAAGCGCAGAGCAGGAGCCGCCCCAGGCGGCAGACACCUGCGGGGGAGGAGGGGAGCGCCUCCCGCAGACCCAGGGGACUGGGACCCUGAGUGACCUCACCAUGGUGCGUUUUAGCCGCUACUUUCUUUUUCAGCCUUUCUGAGCAAGGAAGGGGAGAGGUUCUGAAAAGAAGUCGCUUGCAGCAAGGAACGGAACUGCAAGGGGUCCUUUGGGGUCAACAGAGAGACAGUGCGGAUUGGCAAGGCGCGCCCUGUCGCUGCCUGAGAGCCGGAAACGCAGCCACGAGGUCUGGGAAGCCGCCGGGCACCCCAGUCACCGGUGUCCUUGAUCUGAGAGUGGCUACUAUUGUGUACUUGUGUACUCUCCCACACAAGAAGUCAGCUUACUAGGCGGUGAUCUGCAGCCUGUCAGAGGCCGCCAGCACCAUGUUCUGCACGAAGCUGAAGGAACUCAAGAUCACAGGGGAGUGCCCUUUGUCCUUACUGGCCCCAGGGCAGGUUCCUAGAGAGCCAGCUGAGGAAGCAGCAGAAAGCUCAGAAAGCUGCAAAGCAACUCUGCCCAUCUGUCAGGAUGUUCCUGAGAAAAAUGUUCAGGGAAGUCUUCCUCAAAGAAAGACCAGUCGGAGUCGAGUCUAUCUUCACACUUUGGCUGAGAGUAUUUGCAAACUGAUUUUCCCAGAGUUGGAGCGGCUGAAUCUUGCUCUUCAGAGAACACUGGCAAAACACAAAAUAAAAGAAAGCAGGAAAUCUUUGGAAAGAGAAGAUGUUGAAAAAAUAAUUGCAGAUCAAGCAAUUGCAGCAGGAGUUCCGGUGGAGAUCAUCACAGAAUCUCUCGGUGAAGAGCUUUUUCAAAUCUGUUACGAGGAAGAUGAACACAUCCUCGGUGUGGUCGGAGGGACCCUCAAAGAUUUUUUGAAUAGCUUCAGCACCCUUCUGAAACAAAGCAGCCACUGUCAAGGAGCAGAAAAGAAAGGCAGGUUUGAGGAUGCUUCCAUUCUAUGCCUGGAUAAAGAUCACGAUUUCUUAAACGUUUACUAUUUCUUCCCUAAGCGAAUCACAUCCCUGAUUCUUCCCGGCAUCAUCAAGGCAGCUGCUCACAUACUGUACGAAACCGAAGUGGAAGUGUCCUUAACGCCUCCGUGCUUCCGGAGUGACUGCAGCGAGUUUGUUAACCAGCCUUACUUGUUAUACUCCCUUCACGUCAAGAGCAGCCGGCCGUCCCUGUCCCCAGGCAAGCCCCAGUCCUCGCUGGUGAUCCCCGCUUCCCUCUUCUGCAAGACGUUUCCUUUCCAUUUCAUGUUUGACAAGGAUCUCACGAUCCUGCAAUUGGGCAAUGGCAUUAGAAGACUGAUGAACAGGAGAGACUUUCAAGGAAAGCUCAACUUUGAAGAGUACUUUGAAAUUCUGACUCCCAAAAUCAGCCAAACAUUUAGUGGCAUCAUGACCACGUUGAAUAUGCAGUUUGUUGUCCGAGUGAGGAGAUGGGACACCUCUGUGAAGAGAUCUUCAAGGGUCAUGGACCUCAAGGGCCAAAUGAUCUACAUAGUUGAGUCCAGUGCAAUCUUGUUCUUGGGGUCACCCUGUGUGGACAGAUUAGAAGAUUUUACAGGACGGGGGCUCUACCUCUCAGACAUCCCAAUUCACAACGCCCUGAGGGAUGUUGUGUUGAUAGGCGAACAGGCCAGAGCUCAAGACGGCCUGAAGAAGAGGCUGGGCAAGCUGAAGGCCACCCUUGAACAAGCCCACGGAGCCCUGGAGGAGGAGAAGAAGAAGACCGUCGACCUCCUGUGCUCCAUAUUCCCCGGCGAGGUGGCGCAGCAGCUGUGGCAAGGGCAGGCUGUGCAAGCCAAGGAGUUCCGCAGCGUGACCAUGCUCUUCUCAGACAUCGUUGGGUUCACGGCCAUCUGCGCCCAGUGCUCACCGCUGCAGGUCAUCACCAUGCUCAACGCUCUCUACACUCGCUUCGACCGGCAGUGCGGACAGCUGGAUGUCUACAAGGUGGAGACCAUCGGUGAUGCGUACUGUGUGGCCGGGGGAUUACACAAAGAAAGUGAUACGCAUGCCGUUCAGAUAGCGCUGAUGGCCCUGAAGAUGAUGGAGCUCUCCAAUGAAGUCGUGUCUCCCCAUGGAGAACCUAUCAAGAUGCGAAUUGGACUGCAUUCUGGGUCGGUUUUUGCGGGCGUGGUUGGAGUUAAAAUGCCCCGUUACUGUCUUUUUGGGAACAACGUCACCUUGGCUAACAAAUUUGAGUCUUGCAGCGUACCACGGAAAAUCAAUGUCAGUCCCACGACCUACAGAUUACUCAAAGACUGCCCUGGUUUUGUAUUUACCCCUCGAUCAAGGGAGGAACUUCCACCAAACUUCCCCAGUGAAAUUCCUGGAAUCUGUCAUUUUCUGGAAGCUUAUCAACAAGGAACAAAUUCAAAACCAUGGUUCCAAAAGAAAGAUGUGGAAGAUGGCAGUGCCAAUUUUUUAGGCAAAGCAUCGGGAAUAGAUUAGCAAAAUAAAUACAUGAUCAGUAGGCUUUGGGGUUUGACUCCUUCGAGUAUGUGUGGAACCUCCGAAAGCACUUUAGGUUUGCAGAUGGCUACAGAGCAGUAUUAAAAUUUCAGGAGCUAGUCACCAUCUACUUUUCUUCCACUUAACAUGACAAAAAAAUGCAUUCACUUUAACACUCAAACUGUUCGGUGGAAAAAAAAAGAAAGAAAUCUGAAAAAGUGACUUUUGGGAGGCUUUGUUAAUGUAACAAUCACUUAUUACCCGUAUUCAAAAUUCGGCACAUUGUACAUAUGUCAGGCAAUUGUAGUGACCUAUACAACCUGAUGGAGUCACCUGUGCUCUCGUGCCUGGUGGAAUGCCAUGCUCAUUAAUGUGUAUUUGUGAUAGUAUGGCCUUAAAAAAGCUGUUUGAAUAUAAAUUAUAAUGUUUGAUGCCAGAAGCUCUUUAAACCUUUCAACUCUACAUUUUAUUACAUUGCCUCAUUUAACUGUCUGCUUAUAUAACAAAAUAGAUUGUUGUUUCUCUGUUGCACUUUUUUCUUUUUUUAAGAAAAUAAGCAAUUAUGGGUUAGAUGCAAUAUGAAUAUAAAAUAGUUCUAUAAAUAUCAAAGAUUAUUUUAUAACCAUGGUCAUCAUACCAAUAAAUAUUUCCUUUUGUUUGACUUUUUUUAUAAUUCUGCACAUGGUAAAAGCUAUUACCAUUCAUCUUAACAGCUUAAUUCUAUUAAUUCACUUUCAUGUCAUAACAUUCAGGAUAAAAGAGGCUUGCAGCCUAUAGUAAAAUGCAGUAUCAUUCUAAUUAAAUUUAACCUGAAGCAGCAUAGGAGUGAAGUAAGCAUCCAUAGAGCAUACCAUAAAGUCCAGGUAAAACGUUACACACACACACACACACACACACACACACACACACACAGUAACUUGGAUUUCUUCCAGCCGUCAUCCUUCAUUGCCAUGCUGAGCCAUAUAAAGUUCCAAUAAGAAAAUCUAAGUUCAGAAGUGGGAAAUAAGACUUCUUUUUGCUUAUAGCUUAUUUUUAAGUAUGCUGAACACUUUGAUGUGUGUACAUGUCCUAAGAAUCAUUAAGAUGUUUUUGUCUUAUUAAGUACACAUCUGUGAUUUUUUUUUCUAAUUGAAGUAUCUCAAUGAUAUUUUUAAAAGAAAAUGUUAGUAUUGAUGAAGCAAACGAUGCUGUGAUUUCAUUUGAAAAUUCCUAAACAUUUUUCUGAAACUUGAACUUUCAUUUCUUAGGAUGUUAAUUUAAUGUCUCUCAUGAACUAAAGAACCUGCAGUUUGGUUUGGGAUAGGAUUUCAUUUUUAAAAGAGCUUAACUUCAAAGCAAGAGAAAGAUGACCAUUAGAAUUUUCAAAUCCGUAUUAACAGAGCCAUAGAUACACUGAGCUCUUAUUUUGGGUUCAAGGAAGUAACUCAGUUUCAAAGUUCCUUAAUUAUCUUCAAUACUCCCCAGGAUAGUGCAUGGUGACCUCAGGAAUAAAAAGUCAUUACUGAUUGGCCUCUAGACUCCCAAGUGUACUACUACAGAUGUGAAAAUAACUAUUUGCUAAAUGAUACCUCAAUGUUUUGAAAGACUGAUUGUGUCUCACUAAAUACCAAUCCUGUUAUUGGAAAGUACCAUAGGCUUUGGGAAAAUACAGUUUCUCACAAUUAUAUCAAGUUAAUAAAAGUAUUUAGAAUGAAAAUAAAGACUUAAAUACAUUUUUUUCCUUUUGGAGUUGAACCCUUAUUUCAGGGAAAAUAAUAGGAAUUAAAGGAAAUUUUAAAAAUAUAUAAGAAA
Messenger RNA from Manis pentadactyla (Chinese pangolin), 4461 nucleotides. It is a transcript of the gene GUCY1A1, whose product is annotated as guanylate cyclase 1 soluble subunit alpha 1. The transcript is spliced from 10 exons. Gene Ontology annotation, molecular function: heme binding; guanylate cyclase activity. Gene Ontology annotation, biological process: response to oxygen levels; cGMP biosynthetic process. The coding region runs from base 598 to 2670 and encodes 690 amino acids. The record is from RefSeq and is a predicted model, not a curated record. Gene Ontology annotation, cellular component: guanylate cyclase complex, soluble. NCBI's taxonomy places the organism in Eukaryota, Metazoa, Chordata, Mammalia, Pholidota, Manidae.